GCGAGCGAGCGAGGCCGAUGUGGAUGAAGACUUGUGCGAAUCAUGAAUGAUGGUGUUCUUGUAACACUUGAAUAGGCGGAACAUGAGGGAACAACAGCAUUUCAACCUUAACAUCUGUCCGGUGGCCAAGCUGCAAUCCAUAAUUCAUGCUCGUGAACGUAAAGUUAUUUUUGAGUUGAACAUCGGAUUUCAACGUUGGGUAGCCUAGCACGUCUUCGGGUAGCCUACCAACCGUGCACAGCCUAGUCACCUGCCUCGACUCCCGCUCUUCAACCCUCCCUCUUCUCCAGCAUCGCGGCUCUGGUGGUGGACGGGUGUAGUCUGGUAUAUGGGUGUUGAACUGAUGUCUCCGCCUGUUAGGAAUCUAAAGUGCCCCUCGCCGGUGAUGUGUCAGUGUAAGGUCAUCUGCAGCAACCGGACUCUCUCCCUCAUGUUCGGUUGCAAGAAGUACCGGUACCAGGAUGAGGAGACGCCCCCCUUGGAGCACAGUCCAGCCCAUCUGGGUCAAGGGAAAAGUGCUGAAAUGCUUCACAUGAGUGACAAGAACCUCGCCGCCAUGGAGGCAAUGCAUGGCUACACGCCGCACACACACAUCUCCCCUAUCAAGCCGGUGUUGAUGUCGUCAGGCCACAAUCCUAUGUACACCUCUGCUGUUUCCACACUGGGGAAUUCUCCUCCAGUGGUGGUGAAUACUGACACGCUCGACGGCUCUCCCUACGUCAACGGGACAGAGGGGGAAAUUGAGUAUGAAGAGAUUACACUGGAACGAGGUAACUCAGGCCUGGGCUUCAGUAUAGCUGGGGGGACAGAUAACCCUCAUGUUGGUGAUGACCCCAGCAUCUUCAUCACCAAGAUCAUCCCUGGAGGAGCUGCGGCCCAGGACGGACGGCUGAGUGUGAAUGACAGUAUCCUGUUUGUGAAUGAUGUGGAUGUGAGGGAGGUGACCCACAGUCUGGCAGUGGAGGCUCUGAAGGAGGCGGGGGCCAUCGUCCGCCUCUACGUGCUCCGCAGGAAACCAGCCGCAGAGAAAGUCACCGAGAUCAAACUCAUCAAAGGGCCGAAAGGUCUAGGUUUCAGCAUCGCUGGAGGGGUGGGGAACCAGCACAUACCAGGAGACAACAGCAUCUAUGUCACUAAGAUCAUCGAGGGUGGGGCUGCUCACAAGGACCAGCGGCUGCAGAUAGGGGAUAAGAUACUGGCGGUGAACAGUGUGUGUCUGGAGGACGUGAUGCAUGAGGAUGCAGUGGGAGCCCUGAAGAACACAGCCGAGGUGGUUUACCUCCGGGUGGCCAAGCCUAACAACCUCUACCUGAACUCCUACAACCCGCCAGACCUUACCAGCACUUACUCCGCUCACAUGGACACAGAUCUUGGCCACCCCACCUACCUUGGAUCAGAUUACCCACAAGCCCUCACUCCCACCUCACCCAGUCGCUUCUCUCCAGUGUUGCACAGCAUGAUGGGGGAUGAAGACCUUCCCAGUCUCCUUCUUCCCCUCCAUUUCUCCUCGUCUCUCCCUGACCCCCCGUCCCUCUCCCUCUCCCUCCCCUUCUCCCCUGCUCUCUCUGUCAGGGAGCCUAGGAGAGUGCUGAUCCACCGGGGUUCUACAGGCCUGGGUUUUAACAUCGUGGGAGGAGAGGAUGGAGAGGGGAUCUUUAUCUCCUUCAUCCUGGCGGGGGGGCCUGCCGACCUCAGCGGUGAGCUGCGCAAGGGCGACCAGAUCCUCAGCGUGAAUGGAGUGGACCUGCGUAUCGCCACCCAUGAGCAGGCUGCGGCAGCCCUGAAGAACGCUGGCCAGACUGUCACCAUCAUCGCCCAGUACAGACCAGAGGAGUACAGCCGUUUCGAAGCGAAGAUCCACGACCUGAGGGAACAGCUGAUGAACAGCAGCAUGGGUUCUGGUCAGACGACACUGAGGAGCAACCCCAAGAGAGGCUUCUAUAUCAGGGCCUUGUUUGACUAUGAUAAGACAGCAGACUGUGGUUUCCUGAGCCAGGCGGUGGGCUUCAGGUUUGGUGACGUGCUCCAUGUCCUGGACUGUGGUGAUGAGGAGUGGUGGCAGGCCAGACGGGUCAGUCCUCAGACAGACGUUGAGGAGGUCGGCUUUAUUCCCAGCAAACGCAGGGUAGAAAGGAAAGAGUGGUCUCGCAUGGGCACCAAAGAGAGGGAUCGCAGUCGGGACAGCCUCGGAUCUCAAGGGAGGGACGAUUCUCAACACAGCUAUGAAGCAGUGACACAAGUGGAGGUCCAUUAUGCCAGGCCCAUCAUCAUAUUGGGUCCCAUAAAGGACAGGGUAAAUGAUGACCUGCUGUCGGAGUUCCCUGACAAGUUUGGAUCUUGUGUCCCUCACACCACGCGGCCCAAGCGGGAGUACGAGGUGGACGGGCGGGACUACCACUUUGUGUCGUCACGGGAACAGAUGGAGAAGGAUAUCCAGAGCCACCGGUUCAUCGAGGCGGGCCAGUACAACAGCCACCUAUACGGCACCAGCGUCCAGAGCGUGCGAGAGGUGGCGGAGCAGCAGGGGAAACACUGUAUACUGGACGUGUCGGCCAAUGCUGUCCGCAGACUACAGGCCGCUCAGCUACACCCCAUCGCCAUCUUCGUCCGGCCCAAGUCACUGGAGAAUGUCCUAGAGAUCAACACUCGUCUGACAGAAGAGCAGGCCAGAAAGGGCAUGGACCGUGCUCUCAAGCUGGAACAGGACUUCAUCGAGUGCUUCUCAGCUGUGGUGGAAGGUGACAGCUUCGAGGAGGUUUACCACAAGGUGAAGACGGUGAUCGAGGAGCAGUCGGGGCCUUACAUCUGGAUCCCCACCCGGGAGAGGCUGUGAGGCUGCCCCAUAACCCACCUCCACCCCCCAACCACCCUCAGCCAGUCUGCCCUCCAGCCCAACCAGCGCUCAGAGAGACAUAGAGAGACACACAAACACACACAGGGGGACACGUGAAGAUAGAGACACAUAAUCACACGGAGAGAGAGACACAGAGUAAUACUAAAAGAGAGACACAGGUGUAGAAACCCAGAGAAACAGGUAAGGACAGUAUUUAAUCAGUAUUCAUAUAUAAUCCAUGUGUGGUGAGUACUGAGCGAGACUGGAGAGAGGUGACCAAGUUGGGCGUGGCAAGGCAGGGCGGUGGGCGUCCCCAGAAUAAGCACAGGGUAACGGAUCCGCCAUCUCCCCCUCUCCGUCUCCCUCAGUCUCAUUUGACAUCCCCACUGACAAACACGCGGGCAAAACCAUCAGCAGCCCUUCCGAUCCCUCCUUUUUUAUAUCCCUGAGCCUCCUCUCCUCCUCCUGUCAACUCUCUCUCUCCAUUCAGGACAUGAAACGGAGAGAGAGAGAAAGAGAGAGAGAGAGAGAGAGAGAGAGAGAGAGAGAGAGAGAGAGAGAGAAGGAGUGCAUAGACUAUGGAGGGACACACAGAUCAUAUUGAGUCCCUCUGACCCGGAGGAGGCUCUAUUCUAGUGAAAAGGCUUUGCUCCGUGUAUGAACAACUAGGAACAUCAUCCCACUAAUCAAGACUGGCAUUCGCUCAAUCACCCAUGAAUAGCAUUUUGCGAGGGCAUUUUUUCAAAAGCAGCUCAAAUAUAAACUCAAAUUGUGAAUUUGUGCAUGCGUUCUUAAAGGCAACAGAUAUGGGAGUCCAGGAAAAUGAUGGAAAAUAAGAAGAAGAAGAGGAGAAAUGACUGGGCAGUGCGCACCACCUGUUUCCCCCUCCAUUUUGAUGGGCGGGGAGUUUCUAGCACGUCUCAACAGAGAGAGGAGCAGUACAGAUGGAGAAAGAGGAGGGGCUAACUCACUGUGUGCAUAGACAAUGGAAGACCUCGCGUAUAACCUCUGGGUCUCUUCUGUACGGCACACACAGUCAGCCCGUACAGUAGGGCCGUUCUAAAUCCACCCGGCUCUUCUCCAAAAGCACUGGGCGGUCUGCCCUGUUUGUAAACGGCCAGGCAGAUUCCAUGCUGAAUGUUCUCUUAAGGCACAACAGCAGAGUCCUUAGCUUCAGCGCUUUAGUGUUAAGAGCACCACAGCCAAUUCUCUGAUCACCCUUCCAAAUAGACCCUCAACAACCCACACACAGUGUUCUCACUGGCCUGUGUGUGUGUGUGUGAGAGAGAGUGUGUGUGUGUGAGAGAGAGUGUGUGUGUGUGAGAGAGAGUGUGUGUGUGGACUGUGUGAGGAUUAAAUCUCUCUUCCUCUCUACCACUCUUUCUCUGCCUCUUUCUUUCUCUCUUUCUUUCCUCACAAAUUAAGGCUACGUAUAUAUAACACGUUUAACAGACAAAAUGGCCUAUACAAAUAUAUAUUUUUAAUGACGAUUUAUAACAGGAGUUAGAGCCUGUAAAAUGUAGUAUCUCUUCAACAAUAUUCCAUUGCUUUGUUUGGGUAAACUUUCUCUUGUGUUCAGGGAUUUAUUUUGGUCCUUGACCAUCGAUUUGCCCUUCCACAACACACAGUCCUGACACACAAACACACAAAGAACUGAGAUGUAGCUGAGCUAUAACUGAGAAAUAUCUGAGAUAUAACUGAGAUAUAAAUUAGCUAUAACUGAGAAAUAUCUGAGCUAUAACUGAAAUAUAUCUGAGCUAUAACUGAGCUAUAACUGAGAUAUAACUGAGAUAUGACUGAGAAAUAUAUGAGAUAUAACUGAGAUAUAACUGAGAUAUAACUGAGCUAUAACUGAGAUGACUGAGAUAUGACUCAGAUAUAACUGAGAUAUAACUGAGAUAUAACUGAGAUAUAACUGAGAUAUAUCUGCGAUAUAUCUGCGAUAUAACUGAGAUAUAACUGAGCUAUAACUGAGCUAUAACUGAGAUAUAACCGCGAUAUAUCUGAGAUAUAACUGAGAUAUGACUGAGAAAUAUCUGAGAUAUAACUGAGAUAUAACUGAGAUAUAACUGCGAUAUAACUGAGAUAUAACUGAGAUAUGACUGAGAAAUAUCUGAGAUAUGACUGAGAAAUAUCUGAGAUAUGACUGAGAAAUAUCUGAGAUAUAACUGAGAUAUGACUGAGAAAUAUCUGAGAUAUAACUGAGAUAUGACUGAGAAAUAUAUGAGAUAUAACUGAGCUAUAACUGAGAUAUAACUGAGAUAUAUCUGAGAUAUAUCUGAGAUAUAUCUGCGAUAUAACUGAGAUAUAACUGAGCUAUAACUGAGAUAUAACUGAGAUAUAACUGAGAUAUAACCGCAAUAUAUCUGAGAUAUAACUGAGAUAUGACUGAGAAAUAUCUGAGAUAUAACUGAUAUAUAACUGAGAUAUAACUGAGAUAUAACUGAGAUAUAUCUGAGAUAUAACUGAGAUAUGACUGAGAAAUGACUGAGAAAUAUAUGAGAUAUAACUGAGAUAUAACUGCGAUAUAACUGAGAUAUAACUGAGAUAUAACUGAGAUAUAACUGAGAUAUAACUGCGAUAUAACUGCGAUAUAACUGAGCUAUAACUGAGAUAUAACUGAGAUAUAUCUAAGAAAUAUCUGAGCUAUAACUGAGAUGACUGAGAUAUAACUGAGCUAUAACUGAGCUAUAACUGAGAUAUAACUGAGAUAUAACUGAGAAAUAACUGAGCCUCAGUGCAGCAUGUGUAUUAUCUUCUCCAGUUACACAUCUCACAUCCUGUGGCUAGAGUGUUUUGAGUUGAGGUACAGUAGCUAUAUAAUACACUAGUCCAAUCUUAUGGAUGGGGUAAGGUGGCGUGUGUAUGCGUGUGCAUGUGUAUGUGGGUGGUUGUGCAUGUGAAUGGGUGGGGUAUGCAAAUGUGUGUGCUUGCGUGUGUGCGUUCCAGGCUCAUGAGAUUUGGUGCAAUAGUGUAAUGAUGAUAUGCAAUGAGACCGGGUUUGGGUGUCUUCGAAGAUAUACAAUAAUACGUUCUAGGUAUGAUAUAUAAGUAUAAUAAUAUCUUUGCACUGACAGCAUUAACACAGGUUUUAAUAGGGGGAGUGAGAAUAAGACUAAAUACAAUCUGGAUUCCAGGGGUUUACAGACACUCGUUUGUAUUUCUAACCAUUUGUUUAGAACUUUUGAUUUGACGUUUAAAGGGUGAAGUUACUGGUGGAAGUGACCGUUAAUAUUUGUUGUUCUUUGAUUUUGGGGCUCACUUGCUUUUCCCCCCGUGAGAGAUGGAAAGUGGUCAUGUUUUGGAUUGAUUAUUUAUUAUUAAGUGCUCUCACUGUUUCAGUUGUAUUCACUUGGAAGUCUGUACAUUCUAAUUUGUAUCAUUUUAUUCUUCUUCAUUCAAAGAAAUGUCCGUUUUUGGGGAGUGGCCAGAACUGUUGUAAAUACAGAGGUGUGUGGGACGCUGUUGCAAUGCAUACUGCUAAUUGGACAUUAGAGAAACCAUCAGUCUCAGCACUGGUACCUGAGCCCACAGCCCUGCUACCCCCUCUAAUACACAGGAACACAUCACUUUGAGUGGGUCUCUCACACACACGCGCACACACACACACACAUUCUACAUGAAUGGAAUAAUAGUAUGUUAUUCAUUUCUUUAUUUGAAAAAUCAAAUGUAUUUCUUAUUCUCUGUCUCAGACAUCCAUAUCAUAGUGUGAUACUCCUAAACAAAAUAUAUAUAUAUACAUUUUUACUGAAUAGACUGAUGAUAAGAUUACAUCGAGGUCAACUGAUGCAGAACAUGUGUUUAAAAUGAUUUAUCUUGCAAAAGAUAUUUAACAAUGACAAUAUCAAGCAAACUAAUAUGUUUCAUUUAAGUGAAUCGCUUGUUGUAAAUUAGCUAUAAAGACAAGACAAUUAAUUAAAAUAAGCUUUCUGGA
Molecule: messenger RNA, 6767 nt
Organism: Oncorhynchus keta (chum salmon)
Lineage: Eukaryota; Metazoa; Chordata; Actinopteri; Salmoniformes; Salmonidae
Product: disks large homolog 4-like
Exons: 22
Coding region: 329-2833 (834 amino acids)
Biological process (GO): chemical synaptic transmission; AMPA glutamate receptor clustering; postsynaptic neurotransmitter receptor diffusion trapping
Cellular component (GO): neuron projection; postsynaptic density membrane; neuromuscular junction
Molecular function (GO): kinase binding
Source: RefSeq, a predicted model, not a curated record